Molecule: messenger RNA, 465 nt
Organism: Eremomyces bilateralis CBS 781.70
Lineage: Eukaryota; Fungi; Ascomycota; Dothideomycetes; Eremomycetales; Eremomycetaceae
Exons: 2
Coding region: 1-465 (154 amino acids)
Source: RefSeq, a predicted model, not a curated record
AUGUGCAAAAGCAGGAAACGUGCUGCACAGGCCGAAGCUCUUGUUACGGCUUACCAGAUGGGUUCUCAACAGCGACUAUACAGCGCAGUCGAUGCGGACCAACCUCCUACGUAUAGCGAUCCGCUAGGAGAACCAUCGGCGCAGAUCUAUGAGAAUGAUCUCCACACCAAAGCGAAGCACGUGGAAUUGGACCACACCCAAGCAAGGAGCCCGCCGAAUGCAGCGCACGGCGCAUCUACCGGACCAGUUGGCGUGCCCCUAAGGGCUGAAUGUGGAUCAGAUCGAACCGCCCGGCGGAGGUACAUCAUGCUGGGACUCUUCGGAAUUCUGUUUUGCCGACGGAAGCUGAGGAAGUGGUCCGGCCGGAGGGAACGCAGAUAUCGCGGGGUGUACCACUGGGUGGAAAGCUCGCUGGCCAUCGCACUGGUUGCGUCGAUGCUUAAGGCGCUUGUGAGGCGGCUAUGA